Molecule: messenger RNA, 789 nt
Organism: Malania oleifera
Lineage: Eukaryota; Viridiplantae; Streptophyta; Magnoliopsida; Santalales; Ximeniaceae
Exons: 2
Coding region: 1-789 (262 amino acids)
Molecular function (GO): nucleic acid binding; zinc ion binding
Source: RefSeq, a predicted model, not a curated record
AUGGAUCCUAGAGAUGAGGACUUAAAGGCUGAAGGAAUAGAAGAUUCAGAUACUUCCAGUGAAGAGGACAUUGAUACCUCCAAGGUGUUGUGGGGUAUAGUUUGCCAGGUUAUGGCAGAGAUGAAGAAGGAACCUAAAGAACAGAACCAUCCACUUACAGGUCAGGGCUGUAGCAUUAAGGAGUUUAUGAGGAUGAACCCUCCAGCCUUUGUAGGAGGACUUGAUCCAGUGGCUGCAGAGAAUUGGGUACAGGAAAUAGAAGAGAUUAUGAUUGUACUUAACUGCACGGACGAACAGAAGGUCCGAUAUGCCGCUUUCAAGAUGAUUGGAGAAGCGAAGAGUUGGUGGCUCUCUACGAGGUUGCUAGAGGAUCAGAGGGUCCAGAGUUUUUCAGAACUAGUUGAUAAGGCCUCGGUGUUGGAGAAGAGUAUUCAGAGCAGCACUGAGCCUUCAAAGCAGAAGAAGAGACCUGCACCAUCUAGUUUUCAGUCUGAGGCAAGUCAGGGAUCAACGAAGAAAGGGAAGGAAACAGUGGGCUCUGUAUGCCUAAAGUGUAAUAAGAGGCAUAGGGGCGAAUGUUGGUUUAACACUCCGAAUUGUUACAGGUGCUGUAACUCAGGGCAUAUUAAGAAAGAUUGUCGGGAACCCUUGCCUAUGGUCUCUGUUCAGAAUCAGGAUCGGGGAAAACAGCAGGUACCGCUUGGAAAAGGUGCUCCACCCUGGCUAUAUACAUUUCGAGCUGAGGAGGAUGCCAUUAGAGAAGCAUGUAUGAGAUUAUAUUUAAGAUAA